AUGCAAGCAUUGCCGAAAGGUUGGAAACGCGAGGAAGUGCUUGUAGUCGGCCUAGCUAAACAUAAACUCACAGAGACGAUUUACAUCUCACCAGAAGGGAAACGCAUUAAAACGAAGAAAGAACUGAUGCAAGCGCUAGGGCCCACGUGGAACGCGCCCGAAUGCUUCGAUUUCAAAACCGGAACAUUCUCUCCCGACCUUCUCAAGAUUAAACAAGAGAAAGACUACAAGAAAACCGACUACAUUAUCAAGCACGGUGUUCGCCCGAUCGAGUACGACUUUGAUCUUCCUGUUCGUCGAGCACAAUGGUGCGGAGAAAUGCCUCUAAAACUCGUGCGUGGUUUUCCAGACAACAAGGUCGUCAAGGACUAUCCAAAUCGAGAAAAAGACGAAUCAGCAAGACCUGUCCCCCCUGUUCGCUCCCGGCCAUGCCAGCUUCUGUCCGAGAAGAGACUUGAGAAGAUGUUCCCUGUCGAUGUCCACGGGGAAAAGGUUGGGGAUGUCCCUCUCCCAGAUGGAAUCAAGCCUUCGUUACCGGAUGUGUUCGACGAUAGCUGCGUGAUGACUCGACUGAGCUCGCAACUAGUGAGCACGAAGCUCCCCGUUCAAGGACAAAAAGAAGUCGUCCCGAAGCAGAUUGAAAUCGCCGAAGAAGGAAGAAACGUCAAUAAAGCUUUAUUGACAUCUGAUGCAGUUCAACCGCUUUGCACAAACGUUAGCAUUUCUGACAAGGAUAUUUAUGCCCAAGAAGAUAAAGUUCGACGAACUCAACUGGCACUUGCGGAAAUGAUGAAAAAAUAUCGCAUGCAGCAACAAGCUUUAGUCAACUAA
This is a messenger RNA of Oikopleura dioica, 831 nucleotides long. Lineage: Eukaryota; Metazoa; Chordata; Appendicularia; Copelata; Oikopleuridae. The record is from the annotation of a GenBank genome assembly.